This is a messenger RNA of Chaetomium fimeti, 3382 nucleotides long. RefSeq lists its product as uncharacterized. Gene Ontology annotation, biological process: protein deglycosylation; glycoprotein catabolic process; protein quality control for misfolded or incompletely synthesized proteins. The transcript is spliced from 3 exons. Gene Ontology annotation, cellular component: cytosol; nucleus. The record is from RefSeq and is a predicted model, not a curated record. Gene Ontology annotation, molecular function: peptide-N4-(N-acetyl-beta-glucosaminyl)asparagine amidase activity. Lineage: Eukaryota; Fungi; Ascomycota; Sordariomycetes; Sordariales; Chaetomiaceae. Bases 218 to 3079 code for a protein of 953 amino acids.
AUGCCGCAGCGACUGCAUGAAGAUGCAGGGAGUCGGCCUAUCAGAGCGCCUCGACGCCGCGUCAGCAGUCUGCAUCGUGAGUUGCAUCGCCCCGCGCAGCCUUGCGGGCUGAAGCCACGAGAGUCCAAGGAGGUCAAAACUGGGUGAUUUAACUGUCAUCCCACCAAACCGGCGUGGGGAGUUCAGGUUGUCUUGAACCUCGUUUCCGUCCCCCUGGAUGACGUUGUAUAACGAGACUGGCAAAGGGAAAGAAGAAAAAAAGAAAAUGGCGACGAUGUUCCGAACCUCGGAACGUCUCUCCAAUUUAUUCACGGUACAAAAGACGGAACGGGAGAGCGACACAUGGCCGUACCCCGAGCUCUCGAUCGGGCGGUUCAUCACCAAGUACGGCAAGGUUUCGUGCUGGGAGGCCAAGGGCCCGGCGAGGGCGGCCUUUGACGAUAUCGCGCCCAGGAUCAAAGAGUACCUGGAGAGAUCGGCCGAGCCCAUCUCCAGCUGGGUGACAUGGUCAAUCUACAUGUUCGGCAAGACGCAUAGCAGCGCUAGUCCCACCAUAAUGUUCUGCUGCGAGGUCGCCGCCCAUCGCAAGGAGGUGCGGAACACCAUCCGGGAGAGCGGCCUCCUGAACGGCUACCGCGGGAUCAAGACGGGCCACAUGCCCAAGACUCCCGACUUCGACCAUCUCAUCCCGCUGGCGCCAGGGAGCCGCCAUGAGGCGAUGAGAAAGGCGGAAGUCUUCAGGCCGCUAGAGAGCAGAAGCAACCAUGGUAGCGAAUUGGAGAUAUUGGAGACAAGCAACCAUUACAAUGAACCGGAAGCGAGAGACGAUGAUAAUGAACCGGAAGCGAGCGACGAUGAUAACGAAUUGGAGGUAUCUGUCCACCACUCGGUAUUUCCUACCAUUCUCAGCGGAAACAUUGGACCAGAGAGCGAUUUCCUCGGGUCACCGGGGAGCAGAAGCAACCAUGAUAAUGGUUCCAGUUUAUUUGUCGGCGAUUCGAAAUCUCCUGCCACUAUCGGCGGCGUCAUUAAAUCAGGGGGCAAAUUCUACUAUACCACGGCCGCACAUGUCUUCCAAAGCCACGAGCGUAGAGCGGAGGUCACCGCGGAAGGCGAGAGUGAUGAGGACAGCGGAAUCGAUAUCGACGGCUUUGAUGACGGCGACUUCGAGAGCGACUCCGAGAGCGACGAAGAGGCGGAUAGCGACUCUGGCGCUACACCACAAGAGGUUCUCUCGUGGGUAAAAGAAGCAGAACCGCUUACAGAGCCGGAAGACUCUUCUAGCAGCGUUGUCGACUCUUCUAGCAGCGUUGUCGUCGAACCGGACCAUGAGAUUUUAGGAGCCCCCUUCUUCAAUUCCCUCGAAUCUGGGUCGUACCCUGGUCUCGACUACGCCCUCAUCCACGCUCCCCAUCUUCCUUACGAGUGGAGAAACCAGGUCCGCAACCCGAACUUAUCCCCUGGGAGCAGAAUGGUUACAAUCACAGCCCUGGCGAGCCCAAAGCUCAAGGAGACACGAGAAAUUCUGAGCGCCACCUCCAGGGGAGUUCUUACUGGAAUCCUAUCAGGCGCCCCCGUAUACUGCCGUUCCUCGAACAACGCCCAGUUUACAAUGAGCCUCAGCGCCGUCUUCGACUCGCCACUCCAAGUCGGGGACUGCGGUUCGUGGGUCGUCGAUGCCCGGACGGGCGACUUGUACGGUCACAUUGUCGCCGGCUCCCCGGGCACCGGCCGCGCGAUUGUGGUCCCUUUCGAUUCUAUUUUCGAAGACAUCAAAGGACGAAUCGGGGAGCGGCCACGGCUCCCCGGGGAAGCGGUCGACCUGGCAGACGGAAGCUGGGCCAAGGACCUAGGCGAACGCUUUGGGCGGCUCAUCGCCGCAAACCGGAAAGAGUUGUUUCGCAAAGGAGCAGCCCCCCCGGGAAACCUCCAUGACCCCAAGGCCAGCAAGCCUCCCCCAUACACAGCCGACACCGCCCACCCGAUCAUGCGGGCCCUCCCCGUCCUCCCGGCGCCGCCGCAGCCGGGCGACAUCGCGGCGCGGGACUUCCGCAACCUGCUUCUCAAGCUCAGCGCGAUGCCCAUGAAGUACGAAGACUCCGGGCGCCUGGACGAGGCGCUGGCCGUGCUACCACUAGACAGGUUGUACUCGGAAGCCGAGGAGGAGGCGCAGAUCAUGCAAACCGAGGCGGAAUCAUUGGGCGACGGUAGCCGCCCUCAAUGGGCGUACCGUGACUGCGUAGUCCGGGCGCUACUGCGUUGGUUCAAGCGCGACUUCUUCACCUGGGUCAACAACCCGCCUUGCCGCGUCUGUGGGUCGGCCACGGUCUACGCCGGCAUGGCGUCGCGGACCGACGAGGAGAAGUCGUGGGGCGCGACGGGGGUGGAGCGUUUCCGGUGCGUGAAGCCUGACUGCGGGUCCGACGAGCGGUUUCCGCGGUACUCGGAUCCCUGGAAGCUUCUGGAGACGAGGCGGGGCCGGGUUGGGGAGUGGACGAACUGCUUCUCCAUGCUCUGCCGGGCUGUCGGGGCAAGGGUGCGCUGGGUUUGGAAUGCGGAGGACCGUGUGUGGACCGAGAUCUACUCGGAGCAUCAGCGCCGGUGGGUGCAUGUCGAUGCGUGCGAGGAGGCGUGGGAUGUACCGUUGCUUUACACUCAAGGGUGGGGCAAGAAGAUGAGUUACUGCAUCGCCUUCUCGCUAGACGGCGCUACCGAUGUUAGACGGAGGUAUAUCCGCAGAGCCGAGCACGCCAAAAGCGCCGUCAGAUGCCCCGAGGCGGUCCUUCACCACGUCAUCGCGGAAGUGAGGAAUUUGCGACGGGAGCAGCUGUCUGGGGAGGAAAAGUCGCGGUUGGCGGAGGAGGACUGUCGGGAGGAACGGGAGCUGUCUUGGUACAUUGCCGAGGAUGUCGCCAACUACCUCAGCCUGUCAGCUUUCGUGACGGCCGAGGAGGCCCUCGAGGAGGCCCGCGGUGAGGGCCGCGGGACGAGGAAAGCGAGGUCGAAUACAGGCAAGAGAACGAAUCGGGAAUGGUUGGCUGGGCUGCCAAGGAGUUUGCAUCCGGGGCCGUCCCGGUAGUUAGUAUGGAACCUCCCUCGACGUGAGAACUAGGGACCUGAGGUAUGGGGUGUUUUUGAAGUUGGGGAUUGCCGUCGAAGACAUUGAGACUUUGAUGUGUUUCAUUUGAACCCCAAAUCAUGGAGGUGUGGGCUGGAGAAAGUGAUGGGUUACCUAAGGUGCGGUCCGCAAUCAAAAUCGGGCUGUCUUCAGAAGUUGGCCGGAUGGGACAUUUCUCCAGAGAGAAGCCGGCAGACUCAACCCUCCUUUCUCGUUGCAUCGCUAAAUUUGUCGCGCUAAGCGCCAGAGAGCGCAACCCGUUCA